This is a messenger RNA of Notothenia coriiceps (black rockcod), 1613 nucleotides long. RefSeq names its product leucine-rich repeat transmembrane neuronal protein 4-like. Lineage: Eukaryota; Metazoa; Chordata; Actinopteri; Perciformes; Nototheniidae. The transcript has a single exon. Gene Ontology annotation, molecular function: protein binding. The coding region runs from base 37 to 1563 and encodes 508 amino acids. The record is from RefSeq and is a predicted model, not a curated record. Gene Ontology annotation, biological process: positive regulation of synapse assembly; axonogenesis.
GCUCUGCGGCGUCGCUGGCUAGUGGUCCAACUCCUGAUGCAGGUGUGGCUGGCGGCAAAUCCAUCUUUGAGCGAGCGCCAAUGCCCCAAGAGCUGUCGCUGUGAUGGGAAAAUUGUCUACUGUGAGUCAAGCGCCUUUCGAGAUGUCCCGAAGAACCUCUCUGGAGGCUGUGAAGGCCUGUCUUUACGGUACAACAGCCUCGUCAGUCUUCGAGCAGGCCAGUUUGUAGGCCUCAACCACCUCAUCUGGCUCUACUUGGACCACAAUUACAUUGCCACUGUGGAUGUAAUGGCCUUUCAGGGGGUCCGCAGGCUCAAGGAGCUGAUCCUGAGUUCCAACAAGAUCACGUCCCUCCACAACACCACAUUCCACCCUGUCCCUAAUUUGCGAAAUCUGGACCUGUCGUAUAACAAACUGCAAGCCUUGCAGCCUGGGCAGUUCCAGGGCCUACGGAAGCUUCUCAGCCUACACAUACGGUCAAAUUCCCUGAAAACCGUUCCAAUGCGUCUUUUCCAAGAUUGCAGAAAUCUUGAGUUUCUGGAUCUGGGAUACAACCGCUUGCGCAGUAUCACCCGGAAUGCAUUUUCAGGCCUAGUGAAGCUCACUGAGCUGCAUCUGGAGCAUAAUCAGUUCUCAAAGAUCAAUUUCUCACACUUCCCUCGCCUCUACAAUCUGCGGGCGCUUUACCUGCAGUGGAAUCGCAUUCGCUCAAUGAGCCAGGGCCUGACCUGGACUUGGGCCUCCAUCCAGAAACUGGAUCUGUCUGGAAAUGAUUUGAUGGAAGUUGAUGCUGUGGUUUACCAAUGCCUACCCAACCUGCAGACCCUCAAUCUGGACUCCAACAAGCUGACCAACAUCUCCCAGGAGGUGGCUGAUGCCUGGAUCUCUCUGACAACGAUUAGCCUAGCUGGGAAUGUAUGGGACUGUGGCCCUGCGAUCUGUCCUCUGGUGUCAUGGCUGAGGAAUUUCAAAGGUGCAAAGGAGACCACGAUGAUCUGCGCCUCCCCCAAGAAAGCCCAGGGUGAGAAAGUGAUGGACGCUGUCGAAGCUUUUGGUGUUUGUCAAUCGAACCAACCGGCAACGCUCACUGUGAGUAUUCCUCCAUCCCCGUCCAGCAUCCCUGUGCAGACUGAACGCCGCCCAGCUAUUCUGGCUUUUCCCACUAGUCCUGGAAAGAGAGGAGAGGGGUCUAUCAGAGGCCCCACAUUGUCAGCCGUUACACCCCCUGUGGCACCUCCGCCAGAACAAGACAUGGAACCCGUGUCCUUCCAUAAGAUUGUGGCUGGAAGCGUCGCCCUUUUUCUAUCGGUUGCCAUGAUCCUGUUGGUUAUCUACGUGUCUUGGAAGCGCUAUCCCAGUAGCGUCAAGCAGCUGCAGGAGCAUUCGGCAGCAGCCCGCAAACGUCGCAAGAAAGCCAGAGAGACGGAGCGCACCCUGAGCUCUCCACUGCAGGAGUACUAUGUGGACUACAAGCCCACCAAUUCUGAGGCCAUGGACGUGCUCGUGAACGGGACCGGACCCUGCACCUACACCAUCUCAGGCUCCCGAGAAUGCGAGGUAUGACCCACACCACCGCCACUCCUCCUAAAGCAAACUAUGUCCACAGCUCGGCG